ACAAGCCGCAGCAGCAGCACCUACUACUCCUUUACGUUCUUGUUGCCGCUGUGGUUAAGCUCUGACUUCACUCGGCGUGAAUCAAAUGAGAUGAGAUGAGGCGAGGCGAGGUGAACUGAGCUGACCACCGAUGCCGCCUCCGCCUCCGCCCCCCGCCGCUAUGUGGCUGCUUCAUUUUCCUAAUUUAUACGCGCUUCUCUGCUAAUGAAAAUUUACGUGGCAAGGCAACCGCAACACUUUGUCUUGAAUGGGCCUCUUGACGGGAUCCUUUCUACUCCCAUGUAAAACGUUUAAGAUAGAAACGACGCCUCCCCCAACAUGAGACAUCAAAUCGGAAAAAAUAAUAAAUUCUAUGUACUAAAUGUAAAAUUUAAAAUGGAGAAGGAGCCAGGUGAAAAGCUUUUGGACCAACAUUAUCAAUCGCAGCUGAGGAGAUAUAAAAGGACUCACAGACGUAAUGCCUGCCCCUCGGAUCAGAUUGUCAUCGCCAAAUGGUUACGGGUAUUUAGUACAGUGCCCAAGGAGCAGAAAUUGGCCAGGAAUAGUCUGAUGAUUCUCAUGUAUGGCCAUUUAAAGGAAUUUGGAUAUUUACGUGAUCCAUUUGUCGAUAUCGCAAAUUUGGAUAAGGAUUUGAAUGUCAUUCUAGACAGUUAUGCCUAUUUAACUGUGACUAAUGAAAACCUCCGUCGUCAUACAAAAAACAAUGUGGAGCCAUCGCUAGAGAGUGUGAUAAGGUAUGCCCUAAGGCAUCCAGUUAAUAACGAACUACAACCUCAAGAUGCCAGGCCAAGGAGCAAGGAUUAUUCACGUGGCAGAAAAUGGAGCAAGACGCGUACGCUACAACCUAUUGAAGAAUUAGCCGAAAUCUCAGAGAUGGAGCCAACCAGCAACCGAGAUAUAGAAAAACAUAGCAAAGACAAUACCUACAAUUCGCAUCGAUGCUAUAAAUCAGACCCAGAUCUAAAAGAGCAGCGACUCAAGCAAUUGGCGGCCCAAGAAGAGAAACUGAAAUCUGUUAGAGAUAGAAUUGAAAAUUACGAGCUAGCAAUGGAAAAUGAACUGCAGCAGCAGCAGUGCCAAUCGAGUGGAAACUAUGAAAGUGACGAGAAAAUUCCAACAACAAGUGAAAUUACAAAUUACGAAGAAAAUCCACAGUCGGGCGGUGAUGUUGCAAAUGAAGCAACUGUCGGGAUAUCUACUACCACUAGUGGGCACACAGAAAGUUCCAAUUCAUUGGAGUCCAGACCUCAGGCAGUGCGUAGCCUAAAAGUUUGUUUCGAUAAAAUGGCCGAGAUGAUAACAAGAAGCCAAACAAGUUUGCAGGAUCAGCAUCCUAAGCACCCUAAACCCCCCGAAAUGAGCGAUGCAGCAGAGAGCAAGCCUGAGGCAGAAAUAGAAACUCAGAACCAGAGGAAGACCCAGAUUCAGACACAGACUACAACCACUAGGGCAAAGGAAAGAGUAACUUCAAUACCUCUGCAAAUUGUAAUGCAUCAGGAAUGGAACUCCCAUCAAACUGAGGGACUUAAUCGUCUAAGGAAACGCAAUAGGGAGUUGCGUAAAAGUUGCCUUAAAUACUACAAUUUGGAUGGCAGUUUAAAGCAGCAGCAGCGAAGCAGCCAUUGCGAUGAGAUGAAGGGAAAACAGCGUACACAGGGAUUCCUAAUUGGUGCCCAUCGGGCUAUGAAACGUUUGCAGCGCUGGCAUGGAUUACCUCAACGAUUGGGCUUCUUUGCCACCUGUUUCGGGCUCACCGGCUUGGGUUUGGGUCAAUGGCGUUGGCGUGCCAUCGAUAGGGGAUUGGAGAGAGCGACCCACAAGUGGUAUUGCCACACACUGCAGCAUAGUCAAGAGCAUGCCUGGCGCUCCUAUCGCCGCAUUAUGCUCAAUCAGAGUCUGCCCAAAGCGGCGGAGGCAUUGAGUUUGUUAAAUCAAGUUCUUAACGGUCGUAAGGAACUAAUCCUUGAACGUAUGUCCCAUCUGCAACAGCUGAAGCAACUGUGUGCCCAGGAAUGUGCUGGCCGUGUGAAUGGUGUCCAAUUGCAGCAGAUGCUAACCCAUUUGGAGGAUAAGUAUCUUCAAUUGGCCAAGGAUUUGCAUUCGUUGGCAUGUCAACAGCAGCAGCAGCAUUAGCAGAAGGAGCACCAACUAAGACUGCAAACUUAAAUUCAAUUCAAUGGCAGUUUACUAUCGAAUUUCAAUUUCAGUUUUUGUUGUCAAGUUGUUGUUUUUGUUCUGUUUGCUACUCCCUCCCCUCUCUGUCUCACACCUUUGGGAGUAGUAGUAGUUGUUGUUGUUGUUGCUUCGCUGCUUGCUACUCAUU
Messenger RNA from Drosophila willistoni, 2323 nucleotides. RefSeq lists its product as uncharacterized. The record is from RefSeq and is a predicted model, not a curated record. Lineage: Eukaryota; Metazoa; Arthropoda; Insecta; Diptera; Drosophilidae. The transcript is spliced from 3 exons. Bases 319 to 2133 code for a protein of 604 amino acids.